Lactuca virosa is the source of this 1686-nucleotide messenger RNA. Lineage: Eukaryota; Viridiplantae; Streptophyta; Magnoliopsida; Asterales; Asteraceae. The record is from the annotation of a GenBank genome assembly.
UAUUUUGCAUCGUUUCAGGGCUUUCAUCCUCGAGGAAUGUUAGCAUAAUCCAUCAUCAAUAAAGCUUUUGCCAAAUUUGUCUUAAAAAAGCAACAUGAAUAACGGACCACCAUCGAAUACGAAAUGGUUAUAUGACAGUCCAAUAAAUUCUGAAGUAGAGACCAAGUUGAGGCGUCUCUUGGUCGAAUUAGGGAAAGCUGAUAAAAUACUUGGAAUCCAGGUUUGUGCCUACAAAGACGGGAAAGUGAUCAUUGAUACUGCAGCUGGAGUCAUGGGAGCAGAUGACCCUCGUCCAGUUCAGCCUGAUACCUUAUUUCCUGUUUUCUCUGCAACUAAGGGUGUCACAGCAGGAAUGAUGCAUUGGCUAGCCGAUAAAGGGAAAAUGAAGCUUGACGAAAAUGUUGCAAAAUUUUGGCCGGAGUUUGGUACAAAUGGAAAAGAUCAGAUAAAGAUUCAUCAUGUACUUAAUCAUACAUCUGGGCUGCAUAAUGCUCUUGCGGACAUCUCUAAAGAUAAUCAUGCGUUGUUAUGUGAUUGGGAUGAGUGUGUAAAACGAAUUGCAAUGGUUGCACCAGAGACUGAACCUGGUCGUGAACAAUUCUAUCAUUAUCUUUCGUAUGGCUGGCUUUGUGGUGGGAUUAUUGAGCAUGCAUCCGGGAAGAAGUUUCAGGAUAUUCUUGAGGAAGCCUUUGUUCGCCCACUUAACGUCGAAGGCGAGUUUUAUAUAGGGAUUCCUCUUGGUGUGGAAUCUCGUCUAGCAAGUCUUACGUAUGAUAAAACUGAAUACAAUAUGUUCGCUGCUCUAUGUGAAAACAGUGAAUUCAGGUCUGAGUUUGCCAUGCCUUCCUCUCUCUCACCUGACAUGCUUGCAGACUUUAUUCCCUUAUCCAACACCCUCAAUAUCCGCCGUGCGAUACUGCCAGCCAUUAACGGACACUUCUCAGCCCGUGCAUUGGCUCGCUACUAUGCCGCCCUCGUGGAUGGUGGUGCAGUCCCUCCCCGCCAUUCCUCCACCCUCCCACUCCUCGGAAGCCACCCUCACCACCCCACAUUACCUUCCAAGAAAAUCUCCGAUUACCAGAAAGAUGAAAGCACGGACAACCUCACCAAAAACCCUAAAUCCGAUCCUUACAUCAAAAUCCAAGAAACCAGCAACACAAGUGACAAGAUCGAUACUAAAAUUUUUAGCAGCGCCAGCGCAAAAUCAAAAAUUCAUGAUGCGUUCUUGGGAAGAGGAGAUUAUAAGGAUUUAAUCCUCCCGAAGAGUAAAAUUGGGCUUGGAUUUUGGAAGGCUAACAUGAUCGAUGGUUCGCUGAUUGGGUUUGGUCACGCAGGUGUCGGUGGUUCGACGGGAUACUGUGACAUAAACAACCGCUUUUCUAUUGCGUUGACCCUAAACAAGCUCUCUUUUGGGCCUUUGGUAGCUGAGAUAAUCCAGUUUGUUUGCUCGGAACUUGAUCUUCCUUUACCAGAAGAUUAUUCGGGAUCUUCGAAGUUCAUCAAGAAACCGAUGAUCAACUAAUGGGGUUUGAUUGAAACGUGCAGUAUUUGAUUUUGGGAACCUUUUUCAUAUAUGUUAAUCUUCUUUUCACUAAAGUGUAAAAAAAUAGUAAAUUACAUGAAUGGUCCCUAUGGUUUGGGGUGAUUUAUGCGUUUGAUCCCUAAUUUAUUUUUUUGACUCAGAAG